AGCGGAUCAGCCAGCCAGCGGUGCGCACAGCCUCAAGCCCGCGCCGAUCUCAUCCGUCUCGUGUCUCCGCUCAGGCGAUCUUCCAAGACUUCGCACAAAGCACGUUUUCCAAAGCAGCGCAAGGGAGCGCCCAGCCGCGUGCAGGCGGACGCACCCUUCCUGUCCUUUGUUCCGGGGGGAUCUGCAACUGCUCUUCUCCCCAAGUCGGAGACUCUUCUCCCGGGGUGGUGGGUCGCCGAGUGCAGCUACGAAAAUGCCUUUGGAACUGACCCAGAGCCGGGUGCAGAAGAUAUGGGUGCCUGUCGAUCACCGACCCUCGUUGCCCAGAACUUGUGGGCCGAAGCUGACCAACUCCCCAACGGUGAUUGUGAUGGUGGGCCUCCCUGCCCGGGGUAAGACUUACAUCUCCAAGAAGCUGACUCGCUACCUCAACUGGAUAGGUGUUCCAACGAAAGUGUUCAAUGUGGGAGAGUAUCGCCGAGAGGCUGUGAAGCAGUACAGCUCUUACAACUUCUUCCGCCCCGACAACGAGGAAGCCAUGAGAGUCCGAAAACAGUGUGCCUUAGCUGCUCUGAGAGAUGUCAAAAGUUACCUGACAAAGGAAGGAGGACAGAUUGCAGUUUUUGAUGCCACCAACACUACAAGAGAGAGGAGACACAUGAUCCUUCAUUUUGCCAAAGAAAAUGACUUCAAGGCAUUUUUCAUUGAGUCCGUGUGCGACGACCCUACUGUUGUGGCCUCCAACAUCAUGGAAGUUAAAAUCUCCAGCCCGGAUUACAAAGACUGCAACUCGGCAGAAGCCAUGGACGACUUCAUGAAGAGAAUCAAUUGCUAUGAAGCCAGCUACCAGCCUCUUGACCCUGAUAAAUGUGACAGGGACUUGUCACUCAUCAAAGUGAUUGACGUUGGCCGGAGGUUCUUGGUGAACAGAGUUCAGGACCACAUCCAGAGUCGGAUUGUGUACUACCUAAUGAACAUCCACGUGCAGCCCCGUACCAUCUACCUGUGUCGGCAUGGCGAGAAUGAAUACAACCUGCAGGGCAAGAUUGGGGGCGACUCAGGCCUGUCCAGCAGAGGCAAAAAGUUUGCCAAUGCCUUGAGCAAGUUCGUGGAGGAGCAGAAUCUGAAGGACCUCCGUGUGUGGACAAGCCAACUGAAAAGCACCAUCCAGACCGCAGAGGCUCUGCGGCUCCCCUAUGAGCAGUGGAAGGCGCUCAACGAGAUUGAUGCUGGUGUGUGUGAGGAACUAACCUACGAGGAGAUCAGAGACACCUACCCUGAGGAGUAUGCAUUGCGUGAGCAGGACAAAUACUACUACCGAUAUCCCACGGGCGAGUCCUACCAGGACCUUGUCCAGCGCCUGGAGCCUGUGAUCAUGGAAUUAGAGCGCCAAGAGAAUGUGUUGGUCAUUUGUCAUCAGGCUGUCCUACGUUGCCUACUGGCCUACUUCCUGGACAAGAGUGCAGAGGAGAUGCCAUACCUGAAAUGUCCCCUUCACACCGUCCUGAAACUAACACCUGUGGCGUAUGGGUGCCGCAUGGAGUCCAUCUACUUGAAUGUAGAAUCAGUGAGCACACACCGGGAGAGAUCAGAGGCUGUCAAAAUACAACACAUUGCCAGUGUAGUCAGACCUUCCUCUUACACCGAACUUGACUUUCUGUCUGUGGAGUCCGCAAAACAGGAUGCAAAGAAGGGACCUAACCCACUCAUGAGACGCAAUAGUGUCACCCCACUAGCCAGCCCUGAGCCCACCAAAAAGCCUCGCAUCAACAGCUUUGAGGAGCAUGUGGCUUCCACUUCUGCUGCCCUGCCCAGCUGCCUGCCCCCGGAAGUGCCCACACAGCUGCCUGGACAACCUUUGCUAGGGAAAGCCUGUCUACGAACUGUCUGUCACAUUUUUUCAAAGUUUUCUCCUUACUAACCUGGGAAAGAACAUGAAGAGCCCACGGAGUGGCGCCGAGUCUUCCCAGAAGCACUGAAGCUGAAAUAUGGGUUCCAUUCCAUUCCUACAGCCUGCCUCGUGCCCACUCAUCUACCUGAGGCCAAGUGAUCCUAAGUACUUCUGGACUGGGGGACAGUGGAGGUCUGCUGGUUGAAGAGUAGUAGCACCCACUGAGAUGUUGGGGUGGCAGAGACAACUAGGAAGUUCUACAGACUCCAGCUUCCCGUGGCAAAGCUGCAGAUCUCCCCACCCUUUGUUCUCCUGGGACUUCCAGGGUGUCUGACCUCACAGACCCUUCUGAAGCAUGGGGAGGACUGUAGUUCUAUAGGAGAUGAGAUCAGGCCCCUAACUGGGGGUACUGGAUGCCACCAUGCUGUUCUGUUUUGUUUCUUUGGAUCCUGGCCUGGCAUGUUGAUAGCUGGAAGACAAGAUUGGCAGAUAAUCUUGGAAUUCAGAGUGAGUUAGACCCCAGUUGCCAGAGGCUCAGGGAUGCUCAAAUACUCUUGUGGCUUUUACAUCUUGGCUUGGGAAGAGGCCUUACAGAUAGGGGACUUGGAUGCUUGCUGCGUUGGGUGUGGUGGUUCUCUCCUUUUGAGGAGUUCCUGAGCUGAGGCCCACUGGUCAGCUGAGCAAUGGCAUGCCCUGGCUCCUCCACCUGUCCACAUCCCUUCUAGGUCUCAAGUUAGGGGACACACUGUUUGCCUCAGUGGAAGGAAGCAUUUUGCUGAUAAAUAACUGGGGCCUCCUCAUCCCAGGGGCCCUUAGGUCUUCUGUUCUCCAACCUGGGCCUGGAGGCACCCGAGCUAAUCCUGUGGCUGGCUGAUUUGCACUUUCCUUCCUUUCUUCCUCUUUCCCCCUCCCCUCCCACUUCCUUUCUUCACCUUUUUCAUCUUCUUUUUUGGGCAGAAGUGUGACCAAAAGUCACACCCCAUUUCAGGAACUUAGAUGGCAGGGUGUUGGCCCUUGGAAGCGCAGAGCUGCUGAAUGAGAGGAGCUGGAGUGUUUGUGAGAUGGGGAGGCUCAGAGCCUUCAACUUCACACUUCACCCUUCUUCACACUUGACUCACAUUUCCCAAGAAGCCCAAGUAAGCUUGUUCCAGGCUGCUUGCUCCUAGAGCUGUCUCCGUUUUGGCCUAGUAUCUGCUAUAUGCCUGAUACUACCUUUCUGGGCAUCCCAAGGAGUUCCCAAGAGUAGAAAACUGUCCUUGUUGGUUUCAUGAUGUCUGUGACUUUUUUUUUUUUUUUUUUUUUUUUGGCAUGGCCUGAAAGCAGUGCUGACAUAACUACCUAUUGUUUUUGUCUGCCUGUUUCUCCCCGUUUAUCCACUCAAGUUCUGGGGGAGGAGAGGACAUCCUAUGAGCCCUUAAAAGGAUGCCCCGCAGCUGGCACUGAAGGUCACUUUCCUUUCUGCCAUCUCCUAUGCUCCCCGGCUCAGGAGACAGGUCCUGGGGUGACACAAGGAUGAGUUUUGGAUGCUUUAAAGUCACUCUGAUUUUCACAGCUAACCACUCACAUUCUCAGUCCGGCCCACUCCCCCUUAAAUCUAUGGUCACCAGAGAGAGGACUAUGUACAUAAGACUGGGACUGUUCCCUCUUAGUGACUUGAGUCUUGACAAGGGUAUAUGCAGGGCACCUGCAAGUUGGGGGGGGGGUGGAUAGGACCUUAACAGGACCCAAGCUAGCCUCAAACUUAUUGCGGUCCUCCUGUCUCAGCUUCCCAAACCCAGCAUUGGGGUUAUAAGCUUGAGCCACCAUAUCUGGUAGUGUGGCUUUGCACAAGUUUUUUAGGUGUCCCCUUGGAGCACAUCUACACUCUAGUUACAGAACCAACUCUUAGAACGUAGAGACUCUCAAGGCUGAGACAGGUAGGCGUGGUCACCUGUGUCUAACUUAAGUCAGCACAUCAACCGAAAGCUUCACAUCUUGUGAAGGAGAUCACGAAAGGGGCGGAACACAGCUUGACCUGAAACACAGCGACUGGAUGGAUGGGGUGGCAGUCACUCACAGAACUUACACACUCCCAUCCAAAACAACAAAAUAAAAUAGGGACCAAUAUUUUUAACUUUGCAUAUUUGUUUUGGGGGUGAAUGUCUCCCAUUCCCUUCAACCAUGGCCAACACCCUUCAUUUAUGGGGGAGAAGAAAAACUGUUGGAACCACACCAAUGAUAUUUUCAUUUGUAAUACUUGAAAUUUAUUUUUUUAUUAUUUUGAUAGCAGAUGUGCUAUUUAUUUAUUUAAUAUGUAUAAGGGAGCCUAAAAAUAGAAAGCUGUACAGAUUGGGUUUAAUUGUUCAUUGGUUUGGAGCCUUUCAAUGUGUGAUUGAUGACUUCUUCAUGUUCCGUGUAAUUGUCUCUCUCAAGGACCUGGAAAAGAAGCUAUGCAAGCUUUUAAACAGGAUAUGCCUUUCAGAAAUUUGUAUAUUUUGCAGUUGCUAGAACAAUAAAAACCUGGUUGAGAUAUA
This is a messenger RNA of Phodopus roborovskii (desert hamster), 4404 nucleotides long. It is a transcript of the gene Pfkfb3, whose product is annotated as 6-phosphofructo-2-kinase/fructose-2,6-biphosphatase 3. Bases 254 to 1921 code for a protein of 555 amino acids. The record is from RefSeq and is a predicted model, not a curated record. Gene Ontology annotation, biological process: fructose metabolic process; fructose 2,6-bisphosphate metabolic process. Gene Ontology annotation, molecular function: 6-phosphofructo-2-kinase activity; fructose-2,6-bisphosphate 2-phosphatase activity; ATP binding. Lineage: Eukaryota; Metazoa; Chordata; Mammalia; Rodentia; Cricetidae. Gene Ontology annotation, cellular component: cytosol. The transcript has 18 exons.